Molecule: messenger RNA, 1594 nt
Organism: Acaulospora colombiana
Lineage: Eukaryota; Fungi; Glomeromycota; Glomeromycetes; Diversisporales; Acaulosporaceae
Source: the annotation of a GenBank genome assembly
AUGAGUCCUGGGACAUUCGUUGGAACGCCAACAUUUUUCCAGGUCACUUUUUCAUCGCCGUCCAGCACACCUCCGCUUCCAUUGCGAUUCUCAUUCCUUCGUUUUUCAUUUAAUGAUUCCUAUUUCAAUUAUUAUCUGACUGAUAAUGGACAAGACGAAGCCCUUAGCGAUAAUUUUCAAUGGAUCGAUUGUAAAGAUUGUUCCAGAGAAGAAAAAGAGGGAGAAGGACACGUAUGGGUAAAAAAGACGGAUUUAUUGAUAUCAAGAGGUACCUCUAAGGUCUUCGAAGGCGUGAUUGUACCUAAAGAGAGCGGUGAAUUACAGCUUCAGGUCGUUACCCUUGGAUUAAUAUCCGCAAAUUGGGAAGUGGAUCUUCGCUUUGAUGUUAAUUCCUUUCGCGAUGAGACUUUAAAACGUAAAUGGCUUAAACUAGAUACCAACGUUGAUGCUCCGAAGCUAAAGUUUGUAAACUUGGAAGGAAAUGGUGAAUUCUCCUCAAUCAAAAUAACUCAAAAGCAGGCAAAACUUGAUAUAAAGGCUAAACACUUAGCGCCGGCCUUUCUAGAUGAGUAUUAUCCUAUCGAACUGACGAUAGUCAACAUGGAGUCCGAAGAUGUCAAGGCCAUUUUCAAUGCAGAACUCGUUUCAGAGAUUCACGAGUUAGAGGAUCGAGUGGUCUUGGAUUAUAAUAGCAGUGGAGCGUCUUAUUUGAAAGAUAUAGAUUUUGGUGUAAUUCCUGCCAACGGGUCAUUCGUAAAAACCGUUUACGUAUUGGGGAAAAAGCAUUUGGGAAUUAGGACUCUCAAUUUAGUUAUUUGGUAUUCUUUUAUUUCGUCAUCACCCCGAGCUUCCUCCUCGGCGCAAGAUUGGAUCGAGAAAAGAAAAGAUAUUAGGAUACCAUUUAUCGCACCAUUUUCCGUGGCGUUUAAUAUUUCUUCAUUAGGUGAGGAGUUUGGACAAGAUAAUCUUUCACAGAACAAGUCUUCAUAUGAAAGGAUAGAACGGUAUCUUCUAGUUGCGAAGAUUUCUAGUAUCGGUCCAUGGGACAUUGAAGUAUCUGCGAUAGAUUUAGUGCUGUUCGGUCAAGCAAACGCUCAAACUAAGAUCGAAAUAAUUGCGUCAUCUACAGAAUUGGAUAAUGAAUCUUUGAAACAAUUAUGGCGACCAAGAUACAUUUUUAAUGCGAACUAUUUAUUGGAACUGAAAAUUUUGGAUGACAACUUUUCAGAGCAAAGUGUAGACCUAGGGUUGCUUGAUAUUCAAUGGAGAAGGAAACAAUCAAUUGAAAAUGUCGACAUACCAUUCGUCGUGGCAACAUUGAUGGCACCUCAACUUCAACGACACAAAUCGGACUUGUCUGCCAUUAUAGAUAUUCCUCCGAAUCCCGUUGUUGGAAAAAUUUUCACACUUACCUAUAGAAUUAUAAAUUGGUCUUCAGUACCCAUUGAAAUAUAUGUUUCGGUUGAAGUCAAUGACGCUUUCGAAAAGUUCGAUUGCCGAGAGCAAAAAUUACACGAAUUCGUGAACCAGAUAGAGUUGGACAUGAGGUUCCCAUCACUUCGCCUGGAUACAAAGAGCCACAUGAAGAUGAUUG